Messenger RNA from Diaporthe citri, 1566 nucleotides. RefSeq lists its product as uncharacterized. Gene Ontology annotation, molecular function: transmembrane transporter activity. Lineage: Eukaryota; Fungi; Ascomycota; Sordariomycetes; Diaporthales; Diaporthaceae. Gene Ontology annotation, biological process: transmembrane transport. Bases 1 to 1566 code for a protein of 521 amino acids. The transcript is spliced from 2 exons. The record is from RefSeq and is a predicted model, not a curated record.
AUGCAGCCUCAAGCCAAACAAGCCCUCCCACAAGGCCCAGAGCAUAACGAGAAGGUUUGCGCAGAGGUCGUGGGAAACAGCGACCUUGAGCAGCAGAACACAUGCCCGAUUACCCAGAGCAGCGACAAUGUUGGGGUUAGGGAAGAAGCUGUCUCGAAUGAGUCGAAUACAUACCUCGUGACGUUCGGCCUAGAUGAUACUGAGAAUCCCCUCAACUGGCCCACCAAGCUGAAGUGGGGUGUCACGGCGGCCGUUUCUGGCACAGGCUUCCUUCGCAUCAUGGUCUCGACGAUGAUGGCACCCGCGAUCAACACCAUCGCGGAAGAGCUGAGCAUGUCAACCGCAGAGUCGACCAUGGCCUUGUCGGUCUACCUGCUCGCCACCGCGUUUGGCCCGAUGGUCAUUGGGCCCCUGUCCGAAGUCUAUGGCCGGAGCUCCAUCUUCCACCUCACAAACAUCUGGUUCCUGGUCUGGAACCUCAUCUGUGGCUUCGCCAACUCCAGAGGCCUGCUCAUCGCCGCCCGGCUGCUUGCCGGCUUCGGGGCCAGUGCCGUAUACAGCAUGGCCUUUGGCGUGCUGGGCGACGUGUGGUCGGCCAAGCAGAGAGGGCGUUCCCUCGGCAUGUACCUGCUCGUCCCGCUGACCGGCGCGGCCAUCGGGCCCAUUGUAGGCGGCUUCAUCGUCCAAUACUCGACUUGGCGGUGGAUGUUCUGGGCGACCACCAUCCUGCAGUGCCUUCUCGAGUUGUCCUCAUUUUUCUUGUUCCGUGAGAGCUAUGCGCCCGUCCUCCUCCGCCGGCGGGCCCAGAGGCUGCGCACAGAGACGGGCGACUCCCGCUUCCACGCCGAGAUCGAGAUGCGCGAAUCCGGCCGCUCCGCCGCGUGGAAGAUCAGCCGUAGCCUUUCGCGGCCCACACGCCUCCUCGCGUUCCACCCCAUCAUCCAGAUCCAGGCCAUCCUGUCGGGCGUCAACUACGGCCUGCUGUACUUCGCGCUGGCGAGCUUCUCGUCCCUGUACGUGUCGGCGUACGGCGAUGCCGUCGCCGUCUCCGGCCUGCACUACAUGGCCAUCUGCGCCGGCGAGGUGGCAGGCUCGCAGCUCUGCGGGCCGCUCAUGGACUGUGCCUACGCGAGGCUGACGUCGCGCACCGGCGAGGCCCACGCGCCCGAGCUGCGCGUCCCGCUGCUGCUGCCGGGUGCCCUCUUCACCCCAGUGGGCUUCCUGAUCUACGGCUGGGCCGCGCAGCACCACCUCCACUGGCUCGUCGUCGACGCCGGCGCCGCCCUGCUGUCCCUCGGCAUGCAGGUCUUCGGAACCACGCUCUACGCCUACGUCAUGGACGCCUACCCCGAACACAUCAGUUCCGCCUCGGCCGCCACACAGCUCCUGAGGAGUCUCUUGGCGUUUGCGUUCCCGCUCUUCUCAGGCAGUAUGUACGAGGCGUUGGGCUACGGGUGGGGAAACAGCCUGCUGGCCUUCCUGUCUGUCGGCAUCGCGCUGCCGGCGGUAGGCAUACUCUGGCGCUUCGGUGCCAAGUUGAGAGCCAAGCAGCAGUCAAGUUAUUAG